Molecule: messenger RNA, 360 nt
Organism: Syzygium oleosum
Lineage: Eukaryota; Viridiplantae; Streptophyta; Magnoliopsida; Myrtales; Myrtaceae
Product: precursor of CEP5
Exons: 1
Coding region: 1-360 (119 amino acids)
Source: RefSeq, a predicted model, not a curated record
AUGGCCCAAAACCAGGUCCUCUUUGCCUUUCUCUUUCUUCUUCUGGCCUUCUCUCUGAAACUCCGGUCCACUCAAGCAAGGGAGUUGAAGCUAACCACGCAAAAGCAAAACCCAUUCCCAAACAAGCUUCAUAAUAUCAAUAAGCUCCUAGAGAAGGAACCAAGGAAAACCAUGGCCGAGGAGAGCAAAAAUUUGCAAGGUGAAACGUCAAGUCAAGCUGUGAAUACUGGCAUGUCUUCCACUUCGCCCCUGCCGCCGCCGUUGUCGCUGCUGACCCCAUCAUUGCCGCCGCCUUCUACGAGUCAUAUGAAUGGCUUCAAGCCCACGACUCCUGGCCAGAGCCCCGGCAUUGGCAACUAG